Molecule: messenger RNA, 1905 nt
Organism: Ooceraea biroi (clonal raider ant)
Lineage: Eukaryota; Metazoa; Arthropoda; Insecta; Hymenoptera; Formicidae
Gene: Srp14
Product: signal recognition particle 14
Biological process (GO): SRP-dependent cotranslational protein targeting to membrane
Cellular component (GO): signal recognition particle, endoplasmic reticulum targeting
Molecular function (GO): endoplasmic reticulum signal sequence receptor activity; 7S RNA binding
Source: RefSeq, a predicted model, not a curated record
AUGACACUUGACAGCAUGGCAACGUGCACAACGUGUAUGGUAGUGCGCAGUGCGCCGAAGUUAGCAAUCUAGUUAGUACAGACAUUUGUGUCCGGCACUGAGUGAGGUGAAUAUCACGGUUAGGUUUUCUAACCUCUUUUCUCUUGUUUCGAGAAAUUAUAUCUAACGUGUUACGGGCAUUCAACAUAUGUUAAUAUUGUCAGAAUGGUUCUGUUGGAGAAUGAUACGUUCUUAGCGGAACUAAGCAAACUCUUCGACAAAUCACGGCUUUCUGGUUCUGUGACACUCACUUUCAAGAGAUUUAAUGGACAUAAUAAACCAGUACCUAGGAAAGGCAGAGCAUCUCUACCGACUCCAACAGAGUACCUCUGCUUAGUCCGAGCAUCCUUACGUUCCAGAAAGAUUUCCACUGUUAUUCAUUCCAAGGAUGUAAAUAAAUUUCAACAGGCAUAUUGGAAUCUGUUGAAGACCAAUAUAAGCGGAUUAAAAAAACUAAAGAAGACCAAGUCGGCGAAGCCAAAAGUUCAUUGACUCGACUGUCGGGAACUCACUAUGCGGCGAGUUAUUUAUUUUUCUGUUAUUAAGAAUUUCAUACCACGUUCUCUGUAUAGUUAUCAAUGCUUGUCUAUUGUGUAAGACAAAUGAUGAAGAGGAUAUGUUUUAUACGUCACAUUUUGUAUAGACUGAUGUAUAAAGAUUAAUAAUAUUGUUAUGAAAAUAUUAUGAGAGAAACAUAUCCCGUUAAAUUUUUUUUAUAAUUCUGUGCAAUGAUAAGAAGUAAGGGACAAUCGCUCGAUUAAAAUUCAAAGCAACAAGUUGAAAUAAAAUAUUUAACGAUUAUUGAAGCAUUAAAUAUAAGCGUAACUUUAAUUUUUUUAAAUUUUACUUUUAAUUUUUAAUUUUGGAAAUUUCAUGCCAUUUUAAGCUGAUUAAGUGCAUAAAUUAAUUCGUGACUUUUCUUUACAAAAUCAAAUUUUAUUUAUAGAAAAAUAUAAAUAUUAUAGUUAACAUAGUGUGCAAAUGUGUGAAUGAGUUUUAGUAUUUAAUGUUCAUAUACGCUCUUUGUCAUAUUUGUUCAUAUUUUGGUACUAUUUCUCAUAAAACUUUAUUUUUAUGAGAAUAAUGUCAAAAUCAAAACAUUUUAAUAAUUUUCCGAACUUUUACUAUUAUUAUGCAAAGAUUGUUUUAAGAUUAACACAGCUAUCAUUAUCUACAGUCUCAAUUGCAACUAAUAAGGAAACCCAUAGAAGUGUCCUCCGAUUUUGAUGAAAUUUGUUCUUCUAUACACAAAAAUAGGAAAUACGCAUUUUUUUAUAUAUAUGCCUAUGUAGGUAAAACACUCUUUUAAAAAAAUUAGGUUUUUUGGAGUGUAUAUCCUCGACAUGAAAAAUAGAAACAAUUUCUUUAAAAAUUCAAUGGUUUCAAGAGUAUUAUACAAUGCUGGUUCCAGAUUUUUUAAAAAUAUUUUUAACUUACCCUCAUUAUUCAUAAUAAUUUACUCGUCACAAUUUUAAUAUAAAAGUUUCGUUUUAACCAAAAAGGCUAUUUUAUUCCGGUUCUAAUUACGUAUAACAUGUCACAUUCCGAAAGACGGAUCGAAAACUUCGAUGGAAACAGAACCACAUGCACGUUAUCUAUAGUCACCUAUUCGCUCGAUACGUCGAUGCAACACGUUCUUUUUAACUUUCACGUAGUAAGAGAUUAAUAGAGAUAUAUAGCAUAUGUGUUAUAUAACAUUGCAAUAACAACACAACUAUAAUAUAAUAUAUAACUAAUAUAUAACUAUAAUAUAUAACUAAUCAAGCGACGCGGUAACGUUGCGACGCGAUUACUUGUUACUCACAUACAUAUGAUUGUUACAUGCAUUUACGGUUGCGAUGUAAUGUAAUAAUACAAUAGGAAUAC